This is a messenger RNA of Dendroctonus ponderosae (mountain pine beetle), 5137 nucleotides long. RefSeq names its product ribosomal protein S6 kinase alpha-5. The transcript has 8 exons. Gene Ontology annotation, biological process: protein phosphorylation; intracellular signal transduction; regulation of DNA-templated transcription. Lineage: Eukaryota; Metazoa; Arthropoda; Insecta; Coleoptera; Curculionidae. Gene Ontology annotation, molecular function: magnesium ion binding; protein serine/threonine kinase activity; ATP binding. Bases 535 to 3345 code for a protein of 936 amino acids. The record is from RefSeq and is a predicted model, not a curated record.
GGUUGUGUUGUGUUAGUGUGAUUUGAUCGUGCAGUUAGUUUUUAGCGCGGCGCGUUGCUGUGUAGAAGUAUUCUUCGAUAUUUUUGAAAAGAAUACAUUUUUUAUUGUUUUUCUGUUAAAGAAAACUAAUGUUUCACGAAAAAAACAAAACCGGGCAGUACAGUUAUAGAACCUGUUAAAAGAAGCAAUCCUAACCUAUGUUUUCAUAGGCUUUGGACAUUGACUUUAAAUUGGACUUGGUGACCAAUUAUAUUAUAUUAAAAAAUGUCUUUUUAAUAUUUGUCCGUGUUCCGAACAUGUCACUGUUGCAUUAUGUGUUCAUAGUUCAAAUAUUCCGAACGGCAUUGAGUUGAUCUUAACAGUUCUUUAACGACCUACUUUCCAUUUACUGUUAUCCACAAGUGGGAAACCCAUGUAAUUUCAAUUUCCCUUAUCGAGCUCAAAGAAAGUACAACGCCGAAUUACGUAAAGCAUUAUGCGAUUGUCUGACUGACUUUGAAUUUUACAAAAGUAUUUCGUAUCAAUAUAAGAAAAAUGCGUGGACAUAAGAAAACUAAAGAAAGUGGCUUCUUCGAGGGCGAUUCUACUGAGACUGAAGUAAUGACCAAUACUUUGAAAAGGACUAAAGUGUACACUACUUCUGGUGAUGGCAGACGCAUUGUCGAAUAUUCACAGGAAGACUCAUUGAUACCGAGCCAAAAUCGCGAAGCAGAAGUGAAUCUGUCGGGAUACGAGAGAGUCGGAAUGACCGACUUCAACGUCCUGACAGUGCUCGGCACGGGAGCUUAUGGGAAAGUCUUCCUAGUUCGCAAGCAGGGUGGUUCUGAUACUGGCAAGCUCUAUGCGAUGAAAGUGCUUAAAAAAGCAACCAUCGUACAGAAAAAGAAAAGUACUGAACAUACGAGGACCGAGCGCGAAGUGUUGGAAGCUAUUCGCGACAGCCCUUUUCUGGUUACCCUCCACUAUGCCUUCCAAACGGAAUCCAAACUGCAUCUAAUAUUAGAUUAUGUUGCUGGUGGUGAACUCUUUAGCCAUUUGUAUCGGCGCGAUCGGUUUACUCCAAGCGAAGUCAAGGUUUACGUCGCCGAAAUCAUCAUAGCACUGGAAAAAUUGCACCAGCUGGGCAUCAUUUACAGAGACAUUAAAUUGGAGAAUAUUCUAAUUGAUUCUGAAGGGCACAUCGUUAUCACCGAUUUCGGCCUGUCCAAGAACCUUGGCCCCGGUAGUACUGAGCGGGCCUACUCUUUUUGCGGAACCAUCGAGUAUAUGGCACCUGAAGUAAUUGAAACACCCCCGACCGGACACGAUACGACGUCUGAUUGGUGGUCGAUAGGUGUGCUGACAUUUGAAAUGCUGACUGGGUCCUCUCCAUUCAGUGUAGAGGGAAAAGGCAACUCCCAGGCCGAGGUUACCGACAGAAUCAUGAGAAAGCCCAUUCCCAUUUUACCGCAUACUUAUGGAAAAGACUUAUCGGACUUCAUCCGUGAACUAUUAAUAAAAGAUCCACGCCGUCGCUUGGGAGGUCGUGGAGAAGAUGCCUUAGAGUUGAAAAGACAUGCGUUUUUCAAGGGUUUGGACUGGGAGAAAGUGGCCAGAAAGGAAAUUCGUCCGCCUUUUGUUCCCAUUAUUAAGGGAGAAUUGGAUGUGUCGAAUUUUAGUGAAGAAUUCACUAAGAUGGAGCCAGUUAUUUCACCGUCUCAAACUCCAUCCCAUCAGAGAGCAUUUAGAGGCUACUCGUACGUGUCCCCUUCAAUCGCAUACGCCAGGAAUGUACUGACAGUGCCAGUGUGUCCGCAACGAUGGCAUGUAGAUCGUCCUGCAGAACCACCUGCAGAGGCACCUGCAGAGUCUCCCGCAGAACCUCCUGCUGAGCGAUUACGUCAGCAUACAUUUAAUAUGCAAUAUGGGGCGCAAUUCCUAAGCAAAUAUGAUAUCAAUGCAAACGAACCGUGUCUUGGCGAGGGAGCGUCUUCGAUUUGCCGAAGAUGCGUGCAGAAGUCGACUGGCAUAGAAUAUGCAGUAAAAAUCGUGUCGUCUGAUGGACGCAAUUUAACCGAAGAGAUCAACUUACUAAGAGCAUGCCAGGGCCAUCCGAAUAUUGUCAAGUUAGUUGACUGCAUACAAGACGAUCACCUAACCUAUUUGGUAAUGGAAUGCCUCAACGGUGGAGAACUUUUUCAUCGAAUUCGAAACAAAACUAGAUUUUUGGAAAGCGAAGCUUCCGUUAUUAUUAAAAAGCUCGUAUCCGCUCUCAGUUUUAUGCAUGAGCGCAGGGUGGUCCAUCGAGACCUAAAGCCCGAAAACUUGGUUUUCACUUCAACAGCUGAUGACGCUGAAAUUAAGAUAAUCGACUUUGGCUUUGCCCGAUUGAAAACCGAACAGGAACCCCAACGAACAGUUUGUUUCACUUUGGGUUAUGCUGCUCCCGAAGUGUUAAGAGGCGAUCCGGAGGGUUAUGAUGAAACCUGCGAUUUGUGGAGCUUGGGGGUGAUCCUCUACACGAUGCUUUCCGGAAAAGUCCCGUUCCACGCCAGAUCGGACGAAGAAACUGUCAGCUCAAUAAUGAAUAGAAUCAAACGGGGACAAUUCAGUUUUGACUCUUCCGCAUGGGAUGAUGUAUCGCAAGAUGCUAAGAAUGUGGUAGCCGGCUUGUUAACCGUUAAGCCUAGUGAUAGGCUCCGAAUGAUCGAUCUACAAAACAAUCACUGGGUGCAGGGCAGCGACGGGGCUCUUGAAAAUGUACUGAGAACACCAGACAUCCUUUCAGCAAGAACUAGCACCGAAAGGACUUUGCAGACUACCUUCACUGCCUUCCAUCAGGCCGAACGAGAAGGCUUCCGAUUGCAAGAAGUGCGCAGCGCUAAAUUGGCCCAAAGACGCAGAAUGAAGAAUAGUUACACCGGAACUAAUUCGACUUCAUCUUCUAAUAAGACUGAUAUAUCCUCAACUAACGGUACCACCAGUGGCAUUAGCUCAGCCGGUACUAGCUCAGGCGGAAUUAGCUCAGGGGACGAAUCGCGAUUUUCUAAUCCUGAAGUGAGCAGCGAUAAUAGCGUAAGAGAAAUAUCGUCCGAUUCCAGUAGCAUUCCUAUAUCUGGGAGGAGCUCCGUAAUUUCUUAUAGACAUGAGAGAAGAAGAAGGAACCUAGUGGGGUGCACCCCAAUCAGGCAAAGCGAAAGAAUCCUUUGUCGAAGACUGGAAAUCGACUGCGAUCCAUCAGUGUUCAUCUCGCUCCCGAACAGCACCAGAAAGCGAAAGGCUAGAGCGUCUCAGGAACUCAUUUCCUGCACGAAAGUGCGCAAAACGGCUGUAUCUGGUAAUCCAAGAAACGAAACCGCUAAGUAAAUAAAAUUAAAUUGUCGAAAACAAUAUUUCAUUGACUAAAGAUUUGAGGAUACGUUUUGUAACAUUAGGAAAACUUAUUUCAGUGUUUUUAACAUUGACAAUUUACUUUUUUUUUGUUUACGAAAGAAGAUGGUAAAAUUUGAGUUAUUAUGAAGCAGUGCAAUUGAAAAAUGAGAUUUUGCUCGAAUUUUAUGAUGUAUAGGAAAUAGAGGUACAAGUUUUGCAACUUUUAUCAACUAUUUCUUGUUUUUCUAUAAAUAACUGAUGAACAAUAUACUCUGAUGGCAUGCUUACAAAUAAUAUGUUACAGCUGAGAGGAAACGUUUUCGUCAUUUAUAUUUAGUUUUAUGCAACUUUUUUAUACUUGUUUAUUGCCUAAUUGAUAAAUCUUACAAUUAGACCAUCCAUGGACUUAAAUAAAUUUUCCUAGAAUUGUGAACUUUAGUUACUAAUCUACUGUAACGAUGGCAGUAAGCAUGUUUAUAAAAUGUCAACAAAAAAUGUAUAAUUGUGAAUUUUAUAAUUACGUAAUAUGAUGUGUAAAUGAAAUUUGGUCUGCUGAUAAUUUCGCUUACAAAACGCAACCGAAAUCUCGUCGAUUGACUAUUUUGCCCGAUGUUGGAUUACUAAAUUAAUCAAAAUUGCAAAUUGAUAAAUGUGAUAGCAGUACAUAGCAGGUGAAAAUCGUACAUUUUAUAUUUGGAUUUUACUUCGGCAAUACCUACCCUAGACUUUAUAAACGGGUAGUGGCAAGUGAACUUGCAAUGAUUUAACCGGAAAAUUCAAAUAAAAAUGCAAUGUUUUAAACCAGGACUCGUUCGUGAAGAGUUCGUAUUUUUUACUUGAAAAGUGCACUUGACCAGAAAACUUGUUAAAAUAUACAUUUACCAAAAAAAAAAUAUGUAAAUAUACGUAAAUUGUAAGGAUGCAUAGGUACUAAUUAAUUGUAUAUAAACUAAACUCAGUAGAUUCAGUAUGAUCAGAUUUAACAACUGUUGCUGUUGAAGUUUGCAAAUGUUUAAGGCGGUUGCAAUAUGAAGCUUUUCGAGACAAUGCAUUCACGUUGUGUGUAGAAGUCGGUUUUCGAACAAAUCAGUAUUAUGAAGAUACAAUCAUGCAAAAUCUAUUGUCCGUAAAUAAUCUUGUUUUUAAAGACUAUUUGCUGUGAUCUCAAGUAUACUUAUAUGGUUUGAAUUUUUGCUCACUAACUGUAGCUCCUUAUUUUUGCAACCGACUAAAGAACUUGUUACUUAAGUAAAUUAAGAGGUUUCUAAAUGGCGAACCAAUCAUAAUACUGAUCUAUAGUCAAUUUCAUGUGAAUAUAUACUAGGCCAAUCAUAAAUUUAAUUUUUGUCUCAAUAUAAUUUUAUGUGUUGCACUCAGGAAAACCCUUAUAUAUUUAUAUCGUACGAUAAUUACCAAAUAUUGUCGUUUUGGGAAAAACUUUUUAGUCUCCACCAGAGACGCUAUGCCAAAUAAUUAUUUUAUUAUGCUUCAAUUCUCCAAACGACCAUAUAUCUGUUCUAGUAGUUAAUUUUGUACCGAGAAAAUAAAUUAGUUUAAUUUCUAAAUGUGGAAAACGGUUUGUUUCAACUAAUAAAUAAUAAAAUAUUUAUUUUAUAGAUACAAAGAAUUAGAUAAGUAGAAAUAAGAGAAUAGACCAAAAAAAUUGGACAGUGCCUUGUUAUUUUUGUUAUCGUGGAUCUGUCGCAUGACGGCGGAUUUUGGUUGUAAAACAAUGUUAAUGCGGCCCUGUGUUUAGUAAAUUAAACUACUUUUUGAUCCUUUGAAA